Poecilia latipinna (sailfin molly) is the source of this 2313-nucleotide messenger RNA. RefSeq lists its product as uncharacterized. The transcript has 7 exons. NCBI's taxonomy places the organism in Eukaryota, Metazoa, Chordata, Actinopteri, Cyprinodontiformes, Poeciliidae. The record is from RefSeq and is a predicted model, not a curated record. Bases 98 to 1156 code for a protein of 352 amino acids. Gene Ontology annotation, molecular function: cytokine activity. Gene Ontology annotation, biological process: neutrophil activation; cytokine-mediated signaling pathway; immune response.
CUCAGCAGUUCAAUAGACAGCAAAGCUUUGACAGUCGGCCGUCGCCACCGGCUUCCUUCAACCUUCCACAUCAUCAGCCAGAGACUCAGCCUCCAACAUGGACAUGGAUGAUUCCACUGUUAAGGGGAGUGUGUUGAUUCGACACGAACUCCACGAGGGGAAGCACUUCUACGAAGUGGAAGAAGUGGUGAAGUACAAAAACAAAACUGGAAAGAGAAUGUUCAUAAGAAGAGGAGACAAGCUGAUGGAGAUAAAUGGGGUUGACCUUCAGGACUUAGAACCUGAGGAGCUGGCCAACAUGAUCUCUGAAGGAAAUCCAUUGUUGUCAGUGCAGAAGAGAGAAAAAGAGUCUGAACAGGAGGAGCAGCUGCCCCUAGAUGAGGACACCUUGCAGCCCUAUGACAAGGAGUCCACUGUCCUGAGUUUUUCCUGGGAGUUGAAGAGGGAGGAAGACACAGAAGAAGGAGAGAAAAACGAGCCAACAGAUAUAGAGGGGAAUGUGUGCGAAGAUAUGUGCAAGGAGAAUGGGGAGAGCAGAGACCUCCUUGUAAUUCACAUGACGAACACCAGCAUCGCUGUGGUGGGAUCCAGGGGCUGUGAAGAAUUUGAGGGGACAGGAUGCACCGUCGACGACAUCGUGUUGGUGGCAGAUUCCAGCGUAGUGACAUGUGUUUCCAGAGGAGAUGUAAAUUUCAGGCAGGAAAAGCUGGCAGAUGUUUUGAUAAAACAUGUGCCCACUCAUCGCUACCUCAGAACUAUCUGCUCGGAAAAAACCGUCUACUCUUCACCAAAUCCAGAAAAGAUUACCAUCUACUAUUACAAGUCGAAUGCCAUGGAUAAGACGUUCAGAGGAAUUGCAGUGGUCCUAAAUCUCACUGGUUCCAAUUGCUUUCUCAAGUGCUGCAAAGAAGGAGACAGGGUGCUCCUACAGGUAGAGACGUGUGAAAAGCAGAGACUGAGGCAGAUCUCCAAGAAUGACGACUGCACCUUCUCCUUUGUCUUCUACAUGUUGGCUGACCGCACAAAACAGCGAAAGUUUGAAUCUGCACUCCACAGAGGUUGGUUCAUCCAUAUAGCCAACACUGAUUUGGUGGAAAUGGCCGAGACAGAUGGAGAAAUGGGAGACUCGUCAUUCCUCUUUAUCAUUCAGAAGUGAGACGGGGGUUGAUCUCUACACGCUUAUACUUACUCACUUUUUGGCCGCCACAUUGUAAAUAAGUUGAGUCCUGACAGAAGCUGUUUUUGUUUAGCCCAUCUAGUUAUGUGACAAAUACUAAGGUCUCUGUGUGAAGCUCUGACUUUGGUGGACACGUGUCAUACAGUUGUUUUACUAUCGCUAAGCUUAAGAUUUUUUGCUGUUUUCGAUGAUUAAUAUUUCAAAUUGUUCUGAAAAAAAGUGACUUUCAAACAACAUUGUUUAUGAUAAAUGAGUGGUUUUCCCCUUUGAUCAUAUGCCAGUCCAUCCUUGUGUGAUGCUUUAUUUGAGAUAAUUUCAUGUCAUCUUAAAUGCCCUUAUGAAAUCCAAUGUUAUGCUUCUUUAAGACCUGUUUUUUUAUUAUGUCACGACUCUAGCAUCUUUCCCAGCUGAGACAUAAAAACUGAGCUUAUAAAUAAUAUUUUUCAGAAUGGCCUUUUCAUAGAAGUAUGUUAAUUUACACACACACACACACACACACACACAAAACUGCACACUUGGUCAGAGAAGGAUUUAUUUAGUCUGACCAAUCAGAGCAGAGUUGACAACCAUUGUUGCAUUUUUGAUAAAUUGCAGCAUUUGUUGCACUUUCCCCCAUUUCAAUUCAUUUUAGCAGCAAAAAAUAUUGGAUAAAACGUUGUUUUACUAGUAUAGCUAACAAAUGUAUUUAAAUUAAAUCCAAUUUCUUGCACUCCAAAAUAAAAAAAAAUAAAAAAACUGAAAUGACAUGCUGAAACAAAUUGUGAAUAUUCUGCAUCUACCAGUAAUUUAGAUCAAGAAUGAAGGCAGAAUGUUACACUCUUUAAAUUAGAAAAAUUACAUGAAAAGAAGACGUGUUGAAAUCAAAGUUGGCAAUAGAAGUGAAUGAGGUGAAUUUUGAAUGGAAACUGGCAGAAAAACAAAAACCUCUAAAUUACAUUUUCCUAACAAACUCCUAUCAUGUUUACAGCUUCACAGUAUUUUAGAACAAUAUUUACUCCUUCAUUAUGUUAAUAUAUAUAAAUGUCACUGGACCAGAAAUUGCUUUAAAAACUAAAAAAAAAUUAAGAAUACAUCAUGCAACAUCAUUACUGAAUAAUUGUCAUUAUUGAAAGUCAAUAAAUAUUAAAGUCUUUGGA